AUGUUCAAGGUGCAGCACUACGAGGGCGAGCGAGGUGCGGAGCGGAUGGUGCGCGUGGAGUCUGCCAACGGCAGCGUGCAGUACUACGAGGGCGAGCAAGGUGCGGAGCGGAUGGUGCGCAUGGCGACUGCCGAUGGCAGCAUGCAGCACUACGAGGGCGAGCGAGGUGCAGAGCGGAAGGUGCGGACGGAGAUGCCCGACGGCAGCGUGGCGUACAACGCUUUCUUCGGCGCCAAGUGGUUCGGCGCAACGCAGAGGGGGGCGGCCAAGAAGGAGCAGGCCGAGGCGAAGGCGGCGGAGGAGAAGGCGGCGAAAGAGAACGCGGAGCCGCAGAAGGCGGCUGCCGAGAAGGCGAUCGCCGAUAAGGCGGCGGCUGCCAAGGCCAAGGAGAACGCGGAGAAGGCGUCGCGCGAGGCCGCCGAGGCCAAGGCGGUCGCGAAGAGCGUCGCCAAGAAGCCCGUCUCCCGCUCCACGAAGAUGGUCGGCCAGCUCGUGCUGCUGGUUGGCCUCGCCGUCGCCGCGUUCGGCCUCGGCCUGGGCGACCUCCUCAGCGCGCCACCGCCGCCACCCGCGGCCAAGGCUGACUUCGAGCCGCUCACCGCGGCGACCGGCCUGGUCAAGCGCGUGGGCACCGACCGCAAGAUUCAGACGAUGAUCGCCGCCACCGCCGCCACCGCGCUGCUGCGCCCCGCCGUGUCGGCCGUCGCCGCCGUGCCCGCCGUUGGCGGUGCCGUGGGCGGCGCGGCGGGCGCCGUGGGCGGUGCCGUCUCCGGCGCCGUCGCGGCCAUCCGCGGCCACAGCCUCGGCGCCAAGACCGUGCAGGUCGCCGCGCCCGCCGCGGGCGGCCUCGGCCCCGCGGUCACCGGCGCCGUGUCCGGGUGGCUCGCGGGCGGCGCGGCACAGCGCGCAGCGGCGGCGGCGGCGGCCAAGGCCGCGACGGGCGCGGCGACGGGCGGCGUGAUCGGCGGCGCGGCGGGCUACGCCGCGCACCCCGUGGCCAAGCCUGCGCUGGCGGUGGGCGCCGCGGCGGCCAACCUGGCAGCUCCGCUCUUCGCGGGCGCCGCGACGGCGGUGAAGGCGGCGGCGGCCACCAAGACGGCCGCCGGCGCGGCGGCGGGCGUCGUCGGCACGGGCGCCGCCGUGGGCGCGCAGCAGCUCGCGGCCGGCGCGCUCGGCCUGUUCGCGAGCGCCGCGACGGCGGUGAAGGCGGCGGCGGCCACCAAGACUGCCGCCGGCGCGGCGGCGGGCGUCGUCGGCUCGGGCGCGGCCGUGGGCGCGCAGCAGCUCGCGGCCGGCGCGCUCGGCCGCGGCGCGGCGGCGCAGGCGGCAAAGGUGGCGGCGGGCGCGGCGGUGGCCGGCGCGGCCCUCACCGCCCCGCCCGUGGCCGUCGCUGCGGGCGCCGUUGGCGCCGCGAGCGCGGUGGUGGGUCGCACGGCGGCGACCUUUGGCGCCAAGUGGCUCGCGGGGGGCGCGGCACAGCGCGCAGCGGCGGCGGCGGCGGCCAAGGUGGCGGCGAAGGCCGCGACGGGCGGCGCGAUUGGCGGCGCGGUGGGCUACGUCGCGCUCCUUCUGUCCAAGCCUGCGCUGGCGGUGGGCGCCGCGGCGGCCAACCUGGCAGCUCCGCUGUUUGCGGGCGCCGCGACGGCGGUGAAGGCGGCGGCGGCCACCAAGACGGCCGCCGGCGCGGCGGCGGGCGUCGUCGGCACGGGCGCCGCCGUGGGCGCGCAGCAGCUCGCGGCCGGCGCGCUCGGCCUGUUCGCGAGCGCCGCGACGGCGGUGAAGGCGGUGGCGGCCACCAAGACUGCCGCCGGCGCGGCGGCGGGCGUCGUCGGCACGGGCGCGGCCGCGGGCGCGCAGCAGCUCGCGGCCGGCGCGCUCGGCCGCGGCGCGGCGGCGCAGGCGGCAAAGGUGGCGGCGGGCGCGGCGGUGGCCGGCGCGGCCCUCACCGCCCCGCCCGUGGCCGUCGCUGCAGGCGCCGUUGGCGCCGCGAGCGCGGUGGUGGGUCGCACGGCGGCGACCUUUGGCGCCAAGUGGCUCGCGGGGGGCGCGGCAGAGCGCGCAGCGGCGGCGGCGGCGGCCAAGGUGGCGGCGAAGGCCGCGACGGGCGCGGCGACGGGCGGCGCGAUCGGCGGCGCGGUGGGCUACGUCGCGCUCCUUCUGUCCAAGCCCGUCGCGUGGGUGGCAGGACUCUUCUAG
This is a messenger RNA of Emiliania huxleyi CCMP1516, 2196 nucleotides long. RefSeq lists its product as hypothetical. The coding region runs from base 1 to 2196 and encodes 731 amino acids. The record is from RefSeq and is a predicted model, not a curated record. NCBI's taxonomy places the organism in Eukaryota, Haptophyta, Isochrysidales, Noelaerhabdaceae. The transcript has a single exon.